AUGCUGUUUUGGGUGUUGGCCCUCCUGCUCCUCUGUGCUUUUCUGUGGAAGUAUAAAGGGCAGCUGAAGACAGUAGACAUCGCUGACAAGUAUGUUUUCAUCACCGGAUGUGACACAGGCUUUGGAAACUUAGCAGCCAGAACUUUUGAUAAAAAGGGCUUCCAUGUCAUUGCCGCCUGCCUGACCGAGUCAGGAUCAGCUGCUUUGAAGGCCAAAACCUCAGAGAAACUUCACACAGUGCUUCUGGACGUCACUGACCCAGAGAAUGUCAAGAAGACUGCCCAGUGGGUGAAGAGCCAUGUAGGAGAAAAAGGUCUCUGGGGUCUGAUCAAUAAUGCUGGUGUUCUUGGAGUGCUGGCUCCCACUGACUGGCUGACAGUGGAUGACUACAGAGAACCUAUUGAAGUUAACCUGUUUGGACUCAUCAACGUGACACUGAAUAUGCUUCCACUGGUCAAAAAAGCUCGAGGGCGUGUUAUCAACGUCUCCAGCAUUGGAGGUCGGCUUGCAUUUGGUGGUGGGGGCUAUACCCCAUCCAAGUAUGCAGUGGAAGGUUUCAAUGACAGUCUAAGGCGGGACAUGAAAGCUUUCGGUGUCCAUGUCUCAUGCAUUGAACCAGGGCUGUUCAAAACGGAGCUGGCAGAUCCAAUCAAGACAACUGAAAAAAAACUUGCCAUUUGGAAACAUCUGUCUCCGGACAUCAAACAACAAUAUGGAGAGGGCUACAUUGAAAAAAGUCUACACAAACUCAAAAGCAAUACCUCCUCGGUGAACUUGGACCUCUCUCUCGUGGUAGAGUGCAUGGACCAUGCCCUAACAAGCCUCUUCCCCAAGACUCGGUACAUUGCUGGGAAAGACGCCAAGACAUUUUGGAUACCUCUGUCUCACAUGCCAGCAGUUUUACAAGACUUUUUAUUGUUGAAGCAGAAAGUAGAGCUGGCAAAUCCCAAAGCUGUGUGACUUAACUGACCACAAAUGCCUGCCCCCAGUUUCAAGAUUGACUGAUUUCAGAGACUUAUCACCUCGAUCUCAUUCUUUACCAGACCCAACUUGGACUCAGUUAUACCAUGUUUCUGUUUAUAAAAGAAGAUAUUCCAUG
Messenger RNA from Grammomys surdaster, 1099 nucleotides. It is a transcript of the gene Dhrs9, whose product is annotated as dehydrogenase/reductase 9. The record is from RefSeq and is a predicted model, not a curated record. NCBI's taxonomy places the organism in Eukaryota, Metazoa, Chordata, Mammalia, Rodentia, Muridae. The transcript is spliced from 4 exons. The coding region runs from base 1 to 960 and encodes 319 amino acids.